Messenger RNA from Durotheca rogersii, 7491 nucleotides. RefSeq lists its product as uncharacterized. Bases 113 to 7324 code for a protein of 2403 amino acids. Gene Ontology annotation, molecular function: methyltransferase activity; ATP binding; ATP-dependent chromatin remodeler activity. Lineage: Eukaryota; Fungi; Ascomycota; Sordariomycetes; Xylariales; Xylariaceae. The record is from RefSeq and is a predicted model, not a curated record. The transcript has 2 exons.
CUCUCUCGAUAUCACCUCUCAAUCUCUUCUGGGAUUCACCGUUAUCUAUCCUCUUUUACCACUACCCCCAUCCCUCGAGUAAAUCCUUUCAACCGUCCGCACUUCCCUCGCGAUGCCACCUAAGCGGAACCCGUAUUCUCGCAAGAGACCGGCUGUGAAGCCUGCUGGUGGCAGCAGAGCCGGAAAUGCAAAGAAGCAUAAGUCCACCCACAAAGAUGAAGGCCCAUCGAAUAAUAGGAAAGUCGCGAACGGACUGGACUGGAGUCUCCCACCCAUCACAAAUGUCGAUGCUGCCUUCAAGGACCUAGUGGGACGCCGCAAGGAUUCUUUUGAUCUCAUUGCUGACCACGGAGGCUUUCGUCUCCGAAUUGCUACUAUGUGCUCCGGCACAGAAGCUCCCAUCUUCGCGAUGAAAAUGCUUCAAGACUCUUAUGGCCGAUCCAACCCCGGAAAGCAAAUUUUGGGAUUCGACCAUGUCUUCUCUGCCGAGAUCGAGGCGUUCAAGCAAGCCUACAUUGCCAGAAACGCCGAAGGCAGUAUACUAUUCAAUGACAUGAGAGAUUUCAUCCGCUCUGAAGAUGGAAAAGCCCCCACCGCAAUGGGUGCGGUAGAGACCAUUCCCGGAGAUAUUGAUGUUCUCAUUUCCGGAUGCUCCUGUGUCGACUUCUCCAAUCUCAACACGCAGAAGCGAAAGGACUUUCUCCAUAACCUCUGCGAAAAAAAGGUCUGGAAUGACCACGACUUUGAGGAGACCAAAGACGUAGUUGAUGGAGCCAUUAAAGAGGCUAUCAACGACAAGGGUAAAAUGGGACAGUCAGGGCAGACGUUCUUUAGCAUGCUCCACUAUGUUAGAGAGUAUACACCCAAGGUGGUCAUACUCGAGAAUGUCCUAGGCGCACCGUGGUCGGUUGUCGAGAAGAUGUGGUUCCCCGCCGUGGGCUACAGCGCCACAUACAUGCAUCUGGAUACCAAAGAUUAUUACAUUCCCCAGACACGCCAGCGCGGUUAUCUUGUGGCUUUAAGCCGGGAUGCCUUUGGAGAAGACUCCGCGCGAGAGAUCCUCGACGAGUGGAGAGAGCUUGUCAAGAAUCUCGGCCGAAGGGCCUCUGCUCCGAUCCUCUCGUGGCUGCUUCCAGCCGCCCAUCCUCUAACAGAGAGGGCUCGUCAGGACGACUCCGAGAAGGCAUUGAUGCCCAGAAAAGCCGACAGCGACUGGAAGAGAAGCAAGGUUCGCCACGCGCGAGUACGGAAACAAGAAAAACUCGGUAACGAGCGCCCGUUGACCCAAUGGGGGUCGAGUAACGGGCACAAACGACCGUACGACCGCAUGGACCGUCUGGUUCUCCUGACCCAACCUGACCGGGUCCUCGACUGCAUUGAGAUUUUCUAUCUUCGCGGCCUCAAGUCAGGUCUCCAGAUUGACGGUCGACGAUAUAAAUUUGAUAUGCUCUUCAAAAGCCGAAUCUACGAUCUCAGCCAGAAUAUAGACCGAAAUCUCGGAAGCGUGCCGCUUGGGAUGGCCGGCUGUAUUACUCCUUCGGGAAUCCACUGGGUCACCGAUCAAAACAGGAUCCUGUCGGGUUUCGAGACAUUGGUCAUGCAAGGGCUGCCGCUAUCACGGCUCGAUUUUGCCACGGAAACCCAGGACAACCUAAGGGAUCUUGCCGGCAACGCGAUGACCACCACUGUAGUCGGUGCUGCCUUCAUCUCCACGUUAAUCGCAGUGGACAGACAUUAUGGAAGCCAGACCGACACCAAAGCCGACGGCUGGAUCGGACCCUUCCCUACGAUUACCUCCUCCUUCAACUUUGGUGUGAAGGCUCAUGCCCCUAUUAUGGGAUUUGAAUGGAAGAGCGUUGCAGACUUCAGCACAACUUCUGCUUCGACUACCGAUAUUCCGUCCUUAUACACGUUGCAUAAGAGAUGUCGACGUUACUGUUUUUGCAAUAGAGCAGCAAAAUACAGUACUGUUGACUUCCGUCGAUGCACGGUAUGCUCUACUAUCCGAUGCCGAUGGUGCUCGGGCAACCCGGAACACUACGUCGAAUACGCGAGCAGGCCACCAGACUUCCUGCUGCUGUCCGAGGUGGAACACAAGGUAAUGUCAUACUUGCCGAGCACCAUCAUAAAGUCGAUCGUAAUGGAAUCUACACCGAAUCAACCUCAAUACCCUGGACCAGCCAUUAUCGGGGACUCGGCAAUCAUGACUCAUCUCGCAUCGGCAGUAUUCUAUUACCACCACAUACACAUAACCGAGAUUAUCACCGUCUGCUACACCGCAGAAGGCGGCCUUGAGCUGAGGGCCGUGCUGUCUGAAGAAGGCCUCACCUGGUAUAUGCACCUCGAUGCCUGGGGUGAUCUCGGAAGGGGCUUCAGGGCGGCCCAUGGCAUAACCAUAACUCAACUGGCACAGCCUGUUGCGAAGGCAAGGCUAGACCCUGCCUUGAAGUUCACCUUGCCAACGAACGAGUCCUGGAUGUUCUGGUGCUUCAAGGCCAUACCAGUUGAGGUGGAAGUCUCGAAACAACACGGCAACGACCAACUGGAAAUCGUUACGAUUUCAACGAGAGAAGAAGUAGACAACCUCGGAUUCUAUCCCGAAAUUAUGGAACUCAUGCCCUCGAUCUGCGGUUUAUACGAACACCGACGAAAAUGCGACGCCCCCGAAAAGAGUCUUUAUGUAAACUCCCUCAAUGAGAGACGUUUAUUUCUGUUCAAGGACACAACCAGGACAGGAAUGCCAAGUCAGGAUAGCUGGGUUGUUUCGCACGACUGCCGUCCGUUAGAGAUUCACGAAUACCGAGAAGUCCUGAUCAAGUUUGCGUCUGGUGUCGAUCUCCAUGAGGGGGCUAAGGCGACGACUGUGAAAGCUACCGUCGACGGGUUUUGGAUGCCACCGCAGGCUUUCAAACUUGUCCGGGGUCCCGAAAAGUACAGCGAAAUCCUACGAGGAGUCGAAAUGCUGAAGGUAUUACAAUCCAAAUACAGGCUGGUCAAGCCUCUGGAUCCAGUGCAAUGCGUCCUCAUGGAUGCUCGCAUCGCGCGACACUCAGUGUGCGAUACAAACGAUAUAAUCAAGAAGUAUAGGUACCUCGCAGAGAACGAGACAGACGACGGUUGGGUGACCGUGGAGCCAUUCGAGCUUCACCACCUAUAUGACUUUAUCUCGCAUUUGAAUGUUAAAGUGGCCAAUAUCGAGGAUCUGAAGGUCUGCUUUGAGAUGAUGGAUGCUGCCGCCUACAACGAGUCGAGGGAGACUAAGUCCUUCUAUAAGGGAGCCCCCCCGUCAUUGCCACAGAUCCGAUGGGUUCGAACCGGGUCCAAAUAUAUUGCCCAUCAUCACUCGCAUGAGAUCGCAGCUUUUGAGAGCGAGAUGAAGGCCCAGCUCCCCCCUUUCGAAGUGAGAGUUCAAGUCGUGCCACAUCCGGCUGUUCCGCCGGACAUGUAUACCGUUUCUAUACGGUAUCUGGUGAAUCCCAAGGGCCCAGCCUACAAGGCCCUUUCGUAUUUACCGCAACGAGACGAAAUGGGAGUGGAGGUUCAUGCCUACACUCGAGUCGAAACCAACGUUGUGACGUCCGAAAACUUGCAGAUACGUUCAGAAACUUCCGGAGGGGAUACGAACAGACACACAUUCCAGCCGUUCUUUAAGUCGUUGCGCGGACUCCCCACUAAACCCCUUGCUGAAGACUCUCGAAUGUCAUCAUUCAACGGGAAAUUGAGUACGUCACAAACACGAUCUCUUGGGUGGAUGCUCUCGCGCGAGAGGGGUUCUCCUGUCUUCACGGAACAUGAGAUCGAGGAGUCGAUCGAGCCUCAUCUAAAACUGCGACUCGUCGGUUGUGCCCAACGCAAGAUCUGUCGCCGUGGAGGUGUCCUCGCAGAUGACGUUGGCUAUGGCAAGACGGUAGUGACACUCGCACUGAUCCACUGCCAGGAAGAAUUCGACAUGGCAGAAUCUAUCGAGCGACGGGCCGCCGAAAAUCCGCACUGUAGACACCUCAAGGCGUCUCUGAUCAUCGUGCCCCCCCAUUUGGUCGACCAGUGGGCUGAACAAGCCGUCAAGUUCGUUCCCGCCAGCGAAAGACACAUAGUUACGAUAAAGACCGUGUCGGACCUGGAGGACGACAGGGAAAUGUCGCUGCUACGACGGUUGGACGACGCUCGACUUAUCAUAGUGAGCAACGAUAUUUUCGGCCAGGUAGACUAUCACUUCAACUUGGCCAAGAAUGCGGGAUGUCUCGACCCGCCCUUCGAACUCCUCCAGGAGCGCGGAAAAACCAAAGGCAGAGCGCUCCGCGACUGGUACAAAGAGGCGCUAUCGACCGCUUCCAAGUAUACAAGUCGGCUAUUGGUCUUGAAGGAAAGCGAAUCCGGAGAUGAAGAGGGCCUCAGGGAACUGCAUGUGGACAUGAGUGAAAACUUUGAUGUGCAGGUGCGGAUUCAAUCCAGUUUCACGGAAGACUUCAACAAUAAUCAGCCGCAUCGGGCGCCUGAAGGCAAAGCCUCUGAAAGAUCUCGAGACGUUAAGGGCAAGGGUAAGGGUAAAGGACGAAAGGAACCCUCGAAAGAGGUCGAUAACCCCGAGAACCUCGACGACGAGGAUAACGACGCUACGGGUCAAAGCCCAAAGCUCACCCAGAAAUUCCCCUCCGAAAAGGGUAUCUCAGACAGCUUCACCCAUAUUUUCGAGGCUUUCAGCUUCGCCCGCGUGAUCUACGACGAAUUUUCCUAUGACAAUUUCCCGACGGCGCUCUUCGUCCAACAUUCUCGAGCUUAUUCGAAAUGGGUUCUGUCAGCGACACCGCCGACGAGAAACCUCGCGGCGGUGUGCGGUAUCGCAGAUCUUGUGGAUAUUCAUAUCGCGCGACCGAUGCGCCGUCGUCUGGGGGUCCCCCGGAUCACGCAAGGACCCGAGCUUGGAGAGCAGAGCAACGCCGAGAGGCUGUUGGCCCACAAGGAAUUUUCGUCUGACCAGUGUAUACGCGAGCGGCACGAGAAAGGAGAGGAGUUCCUCCGAGAAUUCGCCACGUCCAACCCCUUAGACCGGGAUCUCGCCGGUGGCGUCACGGUUGAAGAGGUGGUGAUCGUCUGCGAGAUGAACCGCAACGAAUCCAUCCACUACCUGGACCUGCAGCAAGAGUUACGGGCCUGCGGCUUCGAUGCCGACCUGCUUCCUGGCAAGUCUCGCGCCUUGCUAGCCCCUAUAAUUGGUCACCAGUGGCACGGCAAUGGAAGGGCCGUUGGUACGAAGGCACUUCUCCUGCUCGCGUCGCUGGGGAAACGGGAAGAAUCACAACAGUCGGAAUCUCUCCUCCUGAGUCACCGCAAGUUUCUCCUCCGGAGCGCUCUGGCCACUUUGAAGGCAAACGCGGACAAAGUGAUCUGGCUUUGUAACCGGAUCCUUUCCCACGCGAAGGAACGCCAAUUCGACAACGCGAAGAGUGUCAUAGGCGACGUUUGCACACUGUUCAGAGGAAUCCUGGCCGGUGAUACCGCACAGUGCGGCGGAAUUCACCCUUGGGCAUGUAUACAUAACCAGGUAUUUUCCAGGUCACCCAGGACCGACGACCAGCAGGAUACAAAUACCCCCUCUCCCCGACCGGAAUUCGUUCUUAAGCGCGACGCGGACUUCCUCCGCGCUCUCAAUUACAUGAGGUCCACGCCUUGGACCUCAUAUUACAAGCUGAAACCCGAUCAACUCAACGAUCUGGGUGAGAACGAGGCACUAAACCUAGUGCUAGACGUCUGCCGCGUCUACGGGGACCAACUCCCCGGAUUGAAGGACAAGGAGCCUCGAGACGCCCUGCGGGGCCUCGUCGAGAACGACGAGGCCGAACUCACCGUAGCGGCGAAGGCUCACAACGAUAAAAUGACCAAGGGGACGGCGGCGAGCGUCCCCUCAUUUUACAACACAAUCCGCGGAGAGGCGUCCAACGUGAGGAAGACCAAGGUCUUCUUCCAAGAGCUCUGCCGUGGUGCCGGCAUCCUCUUCGACGACAGCGAGAAGGUGGACGAGCUCUCUCGUCGAUGGGAUUCGCACAAGGCCGGCACUUUAGACGAUUCCGACUACGUUGGUUUCGACGACUGCCGGCUGCUGAAGCCCGAGAGGUUCCCCAUCUUCGGCAGGGAGGUGCAAGCUCGCGGCGCCAAGUUCACGUGGUCCGGGAACGACGUCAGCGACACCUCCCUGCAGCUCCGAAAGGCUCUGGAUCAGGUCGUUUACGCCCUGAAACAGAAGAGGAUCGUCGAGAACCUCACUUCCUGUGAGAAGGAGGGUCGGUGCGAUGGGUGUGGCCUCGUCAAGCCCACCCAGCGGCUACACUUUGUCCCGGAGUGCGGCCACCUCAUCUGCGCCGACCAUCUCCACGCUGAGCUCUGCGGUGACUUAGGCCCCGAUGGCCCGACGCGGUGCCCGUCGCAGCUUCGCGGUACGACGAUACCGAUGUCGAAGCUGGGCGGCGCCCAGCGGACGCUGGACCCGGACAUGCCGGGCCGGCAGCCCCCGCCUCCCGCUCCCCCAUCUCGCGCAACCGACGACGGCAGCCUCGCGGCGCUCAGCUCGAAGUCUCAGAUGAUCGUGGACACGAUCAGACGAAUCCCAGACGACGAGUUCGCGUUGCUGUUCGUGCAGUUCGACCCGCAGAUGGAGGAGCUCAAGCGGGCGCUCGACCUGGCCGGGAUCGAGUACACGACGGCGCCGGUGGGGGCGGCCGACCUGAAGCCGCUGGACGACCUGCCGCGGCUGCGGGUCUCGGACCUGCGGGCGCGGUGCGGCGAGCGGGGCCUGCCCGUCGACGGGGCGGCCAAGACGCUCGUCCAGCGGCUGCGGGACUGGCAGGCGCAGCAGGAGCGGCGCGGCGUCGCGGCGGCGGCGGCGGAUCCCAAGGUCCGCCUCCUCAAGCUCAACGACGCGACGUCGGCCGGGACCAACCUGCAGUACGCGAACCACGUGCUGUUCGCGAGCCCGCUGCUGGCGGGCACGCAGGAGGAGUGGGACGCGUACACGCGCCAGGCGCGGGGCCGGUGCGUGCGCUUCGGGCAGCGCCGCACUGUGCACGUGUACCACUUCGUGGCGGCGGGCACGAUCGAGGUCGACGUGCUGGAGCUGCGGCGUCGGGCCCGGGUGCGCGUCGCGCCGGGCCGGGCCGUCGGCGUGCUCGAGUCGUGCCCGCCCAGCCGCCUGCAAGCGACCGGGGAGGACGCCGAGGACGGGGAUGCCAAGCAGGACGACGACAGCGUCAGCUCGACGCUCGGCCAGCAUGACGUCUGGAGGGCCAUGAACGAGCAGAAUUGGCUCACCACGGUGGGCAUCGAGUAUUGACGCGUCGUCGUCUUCGCCUUCGGGUUUUGUGCGGGGUAUCCGCGGGGUGGUGGGAGGGACAAGGUAUGUUUUGUCUCUUCGGGGCAUGGUACAGGCGGCUUUGGGUGAUGAGGCUAACCGAGCACGCUGUCUAGGGACACAAUCUGUUGCAUAGGGUGGUUGGGGAG